UGAAUGUCAUUUACUUUCCAAACAACGGAACAAGAAGAAAAACAAAAAGCCCAAGUUUCUGAGCCCAGAGAGCAGUUCUCGUUGUUUCUUGUAUUCUCAACCCACACUCGACAAAAAGUAAAACAGAACCGCGGCGACGACCGAAUCAUCGGAACACAGUUCGACACCAAAUCGUCCUAGUAGUUUCCAGCAUCUCUUCUAUUCGUACAGUGAAACCGAACCUGUUGUGAGAUCAACAAUGCUACAAGACAACCCGAAUGACCUGAUUGAGAGAAAGGUUAUUGUUAUGAAUGAAUUGCAAAGCUUAAGAGAGAGAGUCGGUGAUGAAGGGGCUAAAGCUGUGGUGGACAAGUUGGUUUCGCUUAAGAAGUCAUUGAAGGAGCUCAAGAGGGAAGAAGGUGAAGUUGAAUCUGUAAGUUAUUCUGAACUGGAAUAUGGGGUUCGUGAAUUAGAGGAGCAAAUAGAAAAUGGGUGUAAUAGCCAAUCACUCUCUGAUAGAUUGAAUCGGCUGAUGAGUGAAUCAGAGGAGAAAAUUGAUUCAGCUAAAAAGGAAUUUGGAGCUAGGUUGAGAGCAGUUCUGGCAGUACAGCGCAAGAUUGAUGAUGUUCCAUGCCAAUCAGAACUCAUCCAGUACGAUCACCAACUGACAGAAUUGAAUGGUCAAAUUCAAGGAAAACUUGGACAGACUCGUAAAUACUAUGCCACAUACAAUGCACUUUUGGAGAUAAAAGAAAUGAUGUUAAAGGAAGCAUCUUUGCUGAAUUCAAUAAGUUCACAGUUUCAAGAUGCAAUCACUAGCACGGAUGGUCGCAUGAAACUCAUUAAUUCGAUGGAGGGAAUACUGAAGGGCAGUCAACAGAAGUUAAAAAAAGUAGAACAAGGGCUUCAAGAAGAGCAAAAAGUUGGUGAUGCUCUCAAAGAGAGGCAUGUUGCAGCAACUGCAGAGCAAAGACGCUGUUAUUCCCUCUUAAAAGCUUUUCAGGAGGAAUGUGGAAAGAAUGAACUACUCCGAAAAAGUUCCAUUUAGAACAUCUCUGGAGCAUGUGAAGUGGAGGUGUCUAAUCCGCCCUUGCCAUCAUUCAUCACUGUCAUCAGCAGACUGGUUACUCAUGAAACUGGUACGGCAACUAGAAAUUGUUGUUGAUCAGAAUUCAAGUCUUAGUGUCCAAAAUUUUCCCUGUUGAGUUCUCGCAUUCUGAUAUCAUUUAUGUAGAUCAGAAAUCAUUGUGUG
Argentina anserina (silverweed cinquefoil) is the source of this 1231-nucleotide messenger RNA. RefSeq lists its product as uncharacterized. Bases 239 to 1027 code for a protein of 262 amino acids. The record is from RefSeq and is a predicted model, not a curated record. The transcript has 8 exons. Lineage: Eukaryota; Viridiplantae; Streptophyta; Magnoliopsida; Rosales; Rosaceae. Gene Ontology annotation, biological process: Golgi to plasma membrane transport.